UCAGAACGUGUCAACCGGUGUUGAUAUUCGUGAGGUUGUGUCGCGCGUGCUGUUGACUGUUACUUCCCAAGUGGAUUUCUGUUACUUGUGCUGUGAGAUUGCCGAUAUCUUGUCGUCAACUACUAAUUUAAAGCCCACGCAAUAUCCAUACAGAAUUCAACGUGAACGGUUAUCGAUAAAUGCAGCAAAAUGUUCUGGGGCCUGUCGUUGAAAGCAAAUAAGAAAUACACACAAACGAUCUCCAAGCCCUUCCACGUUUCCCAGGCGGCUUUGGAUAUAACCAACAGCUCAGACGAGCCGGUCCAGGUAAUCCUCACUUGGGACAAGAGCAACUACAUCCUAUGCACUCUGCGGAAGGGCAAAACGGAACAGGUCCCGCUAGACUUGAAUUUCUCGGAGGGAGAUGAAAUUUCCUUCACCGCACAAGGAGGUGGCAACGUCCACUUGGCGGGCUACUUCAUGACUGAUCCGGACAUCAUGUACGAGGAUUCUGAUUCGGAACAAGAGUCUGCCGAUGACUUGGAUCUCACGGAUGGAAAGGAUUUAGAGGAGUCUCCAAAGAACAACAAAAAGGCGAAAAAUGCCGGACAACUCAAGAGGAAAGCUGAAGACAAACCAAUUGAGAGUUCCGAUGAAGAAGAUGAGUCUGCUGACGAGGAGGACGACGACGAUGAUGAUGAGGACGAAGAAGAUGAGGAGGAUGAAAGCGAAAGUGAGGAGGAAGAGAAACAGCAGCCUAAAAAGAAGCAACCCAAGCUAGACAAAUCGAAGGAAAACUUAGUUAACGGAAAAGCACAGCAGCCCAAGGAAAAGAAAGUCCAAAACGAAAAGCCCAAGGGAGGCGAGAAGACACUACAGGGUGGUGUUAAAAUCGAGGAUAUCCAGGUCGGCGGAGGUCAAGAAGCACGUCCCGGGAAGAAAGUACAAGUCUACUACGAAGGCCGACUGAAGUCGAACAACAAAGUUUUCGACAGCAGUAAGCAGGGCGCUGGGUUCAAAUUCAUCCUCGGCCGCGGUGAAGUGAUUAAGGGCUGGGAUAUUGGUGUUGCAGGAAUGAAAAUCGGCGGUAAGCGAAGAAUCACGUGCCCGCCAAAUAUGGCGUACGGAGCCCGGGGCUCUCCGCCAGUCAUCCCGCCCAAUAGCACGCUCGUCUUCGACGUAGAGCUUAAGGGUGUCCACUAACACACUUAUUCCAGUGCGAUUUUUUACAUAAUCACAAUUUCGUUAUAAUGGUUUGUACAAAUAAGGAAAGUAAAUAAAUAAGAUCUGUAUUAAAACAAAAAUA
Messenger RNA from Hermetia illucens (black soldier fly), 1285 nucleotides. It is a transcript of the gene Fkbp39, whose product is annotated as 46 kDa FK506-binding nuclear protein. The transcript is spliced from 3 exons. NCBI's taxonomy places the organism in Eukaryota, Metazoa, Arthropoda, Insecta, Diptera, Stratiomyidae. Gene Ontology annotation, molecular function: macrolide binding; peptidyl-prolyl cis-trans isomerase activity. The coding region runs from base 190 to 1182 and encodes 330 amino acids. Gene Ontology annotation, cellular component: chromatin; nucleolus. The record is from RefSeq and is a predicted model, not a curated record.